GAGUCGGUGAGGCAACCUGUGGAAACAAAUAGCCAACGCAGCGUGUAGAUCCAUACGGAAGUUCCUCCCUCCCCCUUCUCCAUCAUCAAUCUCUGCCGCCGCCCUCUCCACCAACCAAAGCAGUUCGUUCGUCGAGCUAGCGCCAUGGCCGCCCGCAAGCGACCUGCUGCCGUCCUCGACGCCGACCACGGCCACGCGACGGCUCAACAUCAACAAUCGCCGACGUGCUGCAAGAGGAGCCGCGCCUCCAUCGGGAGCACCGACGACUACGAGAAGGUGGCCUGCCUAGGCGAGGGUGGCUUCGGCGUCGUCCACAGGAUGCGCCACCGCGUCACCAAAAAGGACGUGGCCGUCAAGUUCCUCUCCUCGCCGGACGACACCGAGGAGCCCCCCGACGUCCAAGAUCUUGAGCGGGAGGCACGAUUCCUCGAGGCCUGCAACGGAAACCCUUACGUCGUCGGCUUCGAGGGCAUGGUGUGCGACCCGGCCACCGGCGACACCGCCGGCCUCGUCAUGGAGUACGUCGCGGCGUCGAGCCUCCUGUCUUUAUUGUGGGACAGGCGCGGCGACCCGCCGCUCCCGGAAUCCACGGUGCGCGACUUCAUGCGGAAGCUCCUGACCGGCGCCGAAAAGAUGCACGAGCACGAGCGCCACAUCGUCCACCGUGACAUCAAGCCAGCCAAUAUCCUCGUCGGGAAGAACGGGGAGCUCCUCAAGAUUUGCGACCUCGGGCUGGCCAUGUCCAUGUGCGACUGGCCGCCGUACAACCAGGUCGGCACGGCGCCCUACAUGGCGCCGGAGAUGAUCCUGGGCAAGCAGGACUACGACGCGCUCGUGGACACGUGGUCCAUCGGCUGCGUCUUUGCCGAGCUGCUCACCGGCACGACGCUGUUCACGGUCGACCCCAAAGACGAGGAGGAAGACGAGACAAAGAAUGACGUAAAGCAGCUGUGGAGCAUCUUCCGGGUGCUCGGGGUGCCGGACGAGAGGACGUGGCCAGGCUUCACGUCGCUGCCGCUGGCUAAGAAGGCGCCGCAGCUGCUACAGGCGGGGCACAACAAGCACCGGCUGCGGGAUUUGUUCCCUGAAGAGAAGCUGUCCGACAAAGGAUUCCAGGUGUUGCAAGGGCUCCUCACGUGCAACCCCGACGAGCGACUGACGGCAGCCGCCGCGCUGAAGCACCCAUGGUUCGCAGCUCCUCGUUCCGCCGCCGACGCCGUUGAGAAGGUCGAUGCUCUGUCAUUUCCGAAAAGGAAGACACCAAGGAUCAAGUUCAUCCCGCCGGCCAUGCCCCAGAAGAAUCUACUCAAAAUCCCACUGGCCGUGUGGAACGCAGCGCAACGAGUGUAAUGAAACUCUCUACUAUAGAUGUGACUGUGCUUUGAUGAGCCAUCUGUGUAAAUGCUAGCAUAAACUCUCUUGAUGUGAUUGUGCUUGGAUGAGCCAUCAACAAUCAUGAGUCAUUAGUGCUGAUCCAUCAAGUAGAAGUUGAUCCUUGGCACAUGUUCAGAGAAUCAGAGAUGUGUUAGCCUGCUUUUCUGAAUUCUAUGUGUCAUUGUGCACAUGUUCAGAGAAUCAGAGAUGUGUAAUUGCGAGGUUGUGUUCAGAGAUUCAUUACAGUGCUGACAUAUGUUGUUUACAUGGUCAGUUGUUAUUGAGUUAUACUGCACAAUUUGUGUUGUUUUUCAGAAAUCAUGAGCUGAUGAUAAAAAUGUGCAGUUCAAAUCUAUAGAGUGAUGGAUGAAUUGAUAUUAAAAAUGUCUUGCUGGUGCAGAUUUCAUGAGAACUUAUAUAUUUAGCAAUGGUACUAGUACAGCAACUGGACAUACUUUCUUCAACCUAGUAUGGCACCUAGGGGAGAAUGAGUGCCUGGUAUGGCACCUGUCGGAUCUUCAACACAUGGAGCUGUGGAAGAUGUCCUGCAGGGGAGAAUGAACCAAAUUCAAGAGCUUAUUGGACCAUCGCA
Triticum aestivum (bread wheat) is the source of this 1966-nucleotide messenger RNA. Its product is annotated as putative cyclin-dependent kinase F-2. Gene Ontology annotation, molecular function: ATP binding; protein serine/threonine kinase activity. Bases 145 to 1350 code for a protein of 401 amino acids. Lineage: Eukaryota; Viridiplantae; Streptophyta; Magnoliopsida; Poales; Poaceae. Gene Ontology annotation, biological process: protein phosphorylation; regulation of mitotic cell cycle. The record is from RefSeq and is a predicted model, not a curated record. Gene Ontology annotation, cellular component: nucleus. The transcript has a single exon.